Messenger RNA from Onychostoma macrolepis, 3300 nucleotides. Its product is annotated as tripartite motif-containing protein 16-like. The transcript is spliced from 6 exons. Gene Ontology annotation, molecular function: zinc ion binding; protein binding. The record is from RefSeq and is a predicted model, not a curated record. Lineage: Eukaryota; Metazoa; Chordata; Actinopteri; Cypriniformes; Cyprinidae. The coding region runs from base 55 to 1695 and encodes 546 amino acids.
CCGAAAGUGCUGUUGUCCUGUUGCAUCUUUAUAUCAGCGCUCACAUGGAGGAAAAUGGCCCGUAUUUCAGUGGAGCAGUUCUUGUGUCCGGUGUGUCUGGAUCUCCUGAAGGAUCCAGUGACCAUCCAGUGUGGACACAGUUACUGUAAGAGCUGUAUUACAGUCUGCUGGAAUGAAGAGGAUAAGAAGAGAGUCUACAGCUGUCCUCAGUGCAGACAGACCUUCAGUCCAAGACCUGCUUUAUUUAAGAACGUGGUGUUUGCUGAAAUGCUGGAGAAACUGAAGAAGGCUAAACUAAGUGCGGUUCCUGCUGGAGCUGGAGAUGUUCAGUGUGACGUCUGCACUGGAAGAAAAUACAAAGCUGUCAAGUCCUGUCUGGUGUGUCUGAACUCUUACUGUCAGAAUCACCUCGAACAACAUGAGAGUUUGUUUAAAGGAAAGAGACACAAUCUGACUGAAGCCACUGGACGACUGCAGGAGAUGAUCUGCCAGAAACAUGAGAAGCUCCUUGAGGUUUUCUGUCGCACUGAUCAGAAAUGUAUAUGUGUGCUGUGUAUGGAUGAACAUAAAAACCACGACACUGUAUCAGCUGCAGCACAGAGGACAAAGAAACAGAAGCAGCUGAAGGAGAUGCAGAAGACGUUCCAGCAGAGAAUCCAGCAGAGAGAGAAAGAUCUCCAGCAGCUGAGAGAGGCUGUGGAGUCUCAGAAGCGCUCUGCACAGACAGCAGUGGAGGACAGUGAGAGGAUCUUUACUGAGCUCAUCCGCUCCAUUGAGAGAAGCCGCUCUGAGCUGAUACGGCUGAUCAGAGAUCAGGAAAAGCAAGCAGUGAGUCGAGCUGAAGGACGACUGGAUCGACUGGAGCAGGAGAUCAAUGAUCUGAGGAGGAGAGACGCUGAGCUGGAGCAGCUUUCACACACACAGGAUCACAUCCAGUUCCUGCAGAGUUUCCAGUCUCUCUCAGCACCUCCUGAAUCUACAGAUGUAAAUGAUGAUCCCUUCAUUUCUCUCGUCUCUUUUGAUGAUCUGAGAGAAUCUGUCCGUCAGCUGAGAGACACACUGGAGGAUUUCUGCAAAGAGGGGCUAAAGGAGAUCUCAGACAGAGUCACAUUCACCAACGUUGUUCCCAGGACUAGAAACGACUUCCUACAAUAUUCCCAUCAGCUCACUCUGGAUCUGAACACAGUGAAUAAAAAGCUCCAUCUGUCUAAGAGAAACAGAGUGAUUACUUACACUGACACAGAUCAGCCGUAUCCUGAUCAUCCAGACAGAUUUGAUUAUUGGUCUCAGGUGUUGUGUAGAGAGAGUGUGUGUGGACGCUGUUACUGGGAGCUGGAGUGGCGUGGAGGUGAAAAUGGUUUUGUGCGUAUAUCUGUGUCAUAUAAGAGCAUCAGAAGGAAGGGAUCAGGUGAUGAGUGUGUGUUUGGAUCUAAUGAUCAGUCCUGGAGUUUGAUCUGCCGUUCCUCCAGUUACUCAUUCAGACACAAUAACAUACAGACUGAUCUCUCUGUGAAGUCCAUCAGCAGUAGAAUAGGAGUGUUUGUGGAUCACGGAGCAGGAACUCUGUCCUUCUACAGCGUCUCUGACACAAUGAGCCUCAUCCACACAGUCCAGACCACAUUCACUCAGACGCUCUAUCCUGGGUUUAGUGUUUGGUCUGGGUAUUUUACUGAAUCAUCAGUGAAACUGUGUUGAAGAAUAAGAAUAGACUGAUGAGAGAUUCUACCCAUAAUGCUUUAAGCUGCAUGAUAAAUCAGUAACAGUGAGAUGUUAUAGUCUAUUCUUUUUUCUUCAUGACAUUAAUACUGCAGCUUUACUUCUGUCAGUGAAAUAACAUCAGAAUAAAUACAGUAUGUGUAAUACAUCCUCAUAUAGACAGUAAGAUCAGUGUGUGUGAGAGUCUUGCUGAGUGACCAUGUGUUUCUGUGCUUUUCUCAACCUCUAUUUGUGUUGAUGGAAAUCACUUAUUUAGUUACUAAUACAUAUGUGUUGUUUAAUAGGCUAAAGAGUGAAGACAAUUACUUUGCCGGAAUAUGCAUACAUUUUUUUUCUGAAGGCCCGUGCUACAUCAGCUGUAGUUGUUGAUGACUGGUGAUCUUUUACAUGAUAAUGACAUUAAUUAGGUGAUAUUUACAAGGCAGAGAACUGAAACCAUUCUUUUGCGCGCAAGUUCAAGAUCAUUUGCAAUUCAUAGAUUUCACAUCCGAAAGAGACGCGUACUUGCGUUUUAUGUAUGUACGUUCAUUUUAUGAAUCACACGUACGCAUAUUUGAGAGAUUAUCGUAAGAUCAAAUUUAAGAUGCUUUCUGCACAACAUUUUAUAAAUGAGGCCCGAAGUGAUAAUUAGUUUUACCGUUACUUUUCCCAAUAUUUAAGCAUUUCCACAUAACUGGAUAUCGGUUUAGUAACUCUUUAGUAAAUAAUUGUAAUAGGUUGUGCGUUUCAGCAUGCUAUUGGACACGACCCUCAAUUUAUGUCUGAGUAGUGGGCAGAGAUGCUGGAAUGCUUGGAUUGCAGCUUCACCAAACCACAGCAUUUCACCUGCAGACAAAUGUCCUUUGAAAAUGUUUUCAUCACUCUAGUCUGACACACGACAGAAAGGUGUAGCGGUUACCUUGAGUCCUGCUGGGUCUGUGAACAGCUCCUGAGGAGGAGGAAUCUGCAAACUUCCUCAGUGGAGUUGGUGUAUGAUCAGACGCUGCGUGUCCACAUUUAAUUUCAGACAGAAACUGACGAAGACCAAACUUACUGCUGACUGUUACUGCACAUCUCCAGCUACAGUGUGUGACGUCUGUACUGGAAGAAAAUACAAAGUCGUCAAGUCCUGAACUCUUACUGUUCUUACUCUUACUCAAACUCAUUUUGAGCAUCAUGAGGAGUUUCAUUCUGGUAAACGACACAAAGUGAUUGAGGUGUCAACUGCAGUAAAGAGGAUAGAGAAAGAGGUGAGGACUAAUGAGAAAUGAAAUGAAAUGUGUUAAGAGGAAACAAUAAGGAUGUAACAAUGUUCUUUAAUGGCAAUAAAUUGUCAUUAUAAUAAAUACUGAGUUGUAUCACUGAAAGUGUAUUUUGUAAUAAUAAUCAACUAACUCAAUAUUAUCCCAUUAUAUUAACUGUAGUAUACAUUAUAUUGGUAUUAGCAGGCUAAUAUUAAUCCAGGGGGUAUUUAUUCAGUUGCUGAUGUAAAUAGCUAGCCAAAUAUUUUUUUAUUUUCUUUCAUGCUUUGUCACAAAUGUAUGGAAGCCUGUUUUUGUCACAGAAUUAAAAUAAGUAAGUUAAUAAAUAAAUAAAUAAAGAUCA